GCGAAGCAUGCGGAGAGAAGGUGAUGGCCCAACAGCCCCGAGAAAAACGCCGCUCGCUGCUCCGCUGGCUGGUGUCUCGAUCGCGGGACCGUAAGACGCCGGCGGCCACUGGCAACAACGGCUCGGUGCCCCUGGCCUCACUGCCCAAGUCGCACACCUACUCUGGCGCCUGCUGCAAGGCGCCCCGAGCCCAGCGAUCACUGAGCGUCUACGACGUGGAGCAGGCCUCGUCCCAGAGGCCCCUGCUGGCACUGUGCAGACUUUGCUUGACCGUGGUGCCCUCGUCGGCUCUGUACCGAGUGGCGCACUGCGGAUGCUAUUUCUGCCUCCAGUGCACGCGUCAGUACCUGACCGUCAGCAUCCGUGAUGGCAAUGCCUAUAUACCAUGUCCCGAUGACAAGUGCCCGAGUGGAGGCAUCUUUGAGUCUUCAGAGAUUGAAAAGCUUGUAGAGACAGAUGUCCUGGAGCUUUAUCUUCGAUGCAAGCUUAACCGAGAUGUGGAGAUGGACCCCAACCAAACUUGGUGCCCUGGCCCUGGAUGCGAGAGCAUCUGCCGUGUCUUCCCACCACUACGUGACUGCGAGGCAUCGCCCGUCCACUGUUCCAAGUGCAAGCUCACCUUCUGCUCCUCAUGCAAGGAACGCUGGCAUGCAUACCAGUCCUGCGACGAGUUUCGGAGGCACUUUUCUGAAGAUGAACUGGCUAACCUGCCAGGCGAGGAGUGUGGCCUGAUAAAGCGCUGUCCACGGUGUCACAUUCCCAUUGAGCGGGACGAAGGCUGUGCCCAGAUGAUGUGCAAACGCUGUCGACACGUGUUCUGCUGGUACUGCCUGGCCUCCCUUGACGAUGAUUUCCUGUUGCGACAUUACGACAAAGGGCCUUGCAAGAACAAGUUGGGCCACUCACGGGCAUCUGUCGUUUGGCACAGGACUCAGGUUGUGGGUAUCUUUGCCGGAUUUGGGUUUCUUCUACUGCUAGCGUCACCGCUUCUCUUGCUGGCAGCCCCAUGUCUGCUUUGUUGCCGGUGCAGCAGCUGCCAUCGCUGCCUCGACCCUGAGCCAGCAACCCUUUGAAGGAGCAGACUGAAGUGCCAGGCAUGAGUACGCUUGACUCUCCAGAAAUAUGUGCCUGCCAUUUUUAAUGUCCACCAAACAGGUGAUGAUGUCUCUAGCAGGCCGAGCUCCAGGUCAACCUUUGAAUGUUGUGAAAGGUGCGUGAUGUGGUUACGGCUGUGCACCAGGACCUUUCUUCUUUGAAGCCGUCUAGUCUCAAGAGCGUUGUGGCACGAGUGCACCAAGAGAAAGCGUGGUGGCUGUGCCCUCUUGUGGCAAGUGAUCUUUUUUGCCAACAGUUAGGAAAGCUGUGAUGAGGCAAGAGGUAUUGUUGUAUUAUACCUGUGUUAGCAUGUAGGUGUUGCUACAUUUUGCGAUUCUUGAGGUGUGCCUGCUACUGCAAAAAUAAUGAAAUCUUGGAUUUAGGAUGUGUAAUGCCGACCGUGUAGGCUGCAAAAAUGCAGAUUCAAGUGCUAUGAGCAGUGCAGAAAAAUAUGUCACUUUGCAUGGGCAACUUUCAGCAUUGACAUGAAGCUUUCAAUUGUAAAAAGUCUGUCACAAGAAAUGCUACUCAAAAUGUCAGAGUGGCCUUGCUCUUGCAAGCAGCCCAUUUUGUAAGUCCAAAACAUCACCAAGUUUUGGCUUUUUCAUUUGCAAUGCGACAUUUAAGUGUUACAUAACAGCAUGAGUACACAACUGUGUUUGGCCAGCUCAAACAUUCAUCAGUAGUUGUAAUAAUACGCUGUCAUAAUGAAUUACAAAAGUAGUAUUUACAUCAGGCUACAACUAAAGCUUCAUUCCUUGCACAGAUUUCAUUGGUAGAAUUUUGCAGCAAAAUGCAAAAACAUGAUGCAGUGACACAGUCAUUUUGCUUGCACAACUUAGCCCAGUCUGUCUCACCCACUGUAUUGGGUCGUAAGGAUGUCCUGUUGUUGUAGGCAUUGGUGGCAAUCUAGAGUUAAAACAAACGCAGCAGGAUAGUCAUUUCCCAUUCUUAAUUUGUAAGCAAAGGUUCCAUCUAUUUCUUUUCUUGAUGCCGUCCGUGUUCCGCACGGGAACUACUGUUCCGUUGCGGCCGCUUGCUGUUGUAGUCAGUAGCUUGGCUCCAUAGGCCUUCUUAGCUGAUGUGACUUUAGUAUUGUGCUUCGAGCAAAUAUAACGUGAUGCUUCACCACUCAACGUUCUUGUAGCUUUAGGACUGUAUCCCUGUGAGAAAGCCAAAAGCUCUUUAUUUAUGGUGCUAUGCACUGUCAUUCUGCAGUGAAAAGUCCGCAAGGGAACAAUGUAUAUAGCGUUGUUUUAUGCUGUUUGAGCAAUUUCAAAAGUUCUUCAGACUUCGUGAUUUUAUUCCCUGUUCCACAUUGAAAAAACUUCACUUGAACAUGUGGUGAAUCUAGUUGAUAGUGUCUCUAAAUAUGUUCUUUUCUUUCUUCCUUCUUUUUUUUUUCUUCAUUCACGUGACUAGCUCUACACAUGCAUGGAUUCACUUGGUUUCUGUACAUAUGGCAAUGUUUGACUGCAGAUAUUCUUCCAGCACUUGCAGAGGGGUCAAUUAGCUUUUGCAAGUGCUAAUUAUGUAGAUGGGCAUGCAUACUAGGCAACAAUUAUCUUCUGUGAUAGCUUUCAGAGCCAAUUAGGUUUAGCAGUGAGCAAGGCAGUCCAAUGUGCUGCAAGUUCUCCGAUGCCUAUGCAAUGCAAAACGUGUUGGCUGUAAAUAUUGCUUGUUUAAAAGAAAUCAAAGUACACUACAGUCAUAUCACAAUAUUGCAAUCAACAGUACUUAAAUGCUUCAAGUUUUAUGUAUGCACAAGGCUGCUUCAUGGUCACCAGAAGUGGCUUUUCUCAAGUUGGAUUACCAAUAAUUUGACAAUGAUUAUAAAAUGGUUUCUCUAUGUAUAAUUAAAUAUUAUUGUGCACAGAUGUUUUGCAACUAUCUUCAAUUUUCAGUUGCAGUGGCCCAGAACUUUCGACACUUAUCCAGUUAAAACUUUUUGUCAGGAAGUGGCAGUGCAGCUUUUUACAGGAAGAUGCAGAUAACACAUGCAACAGCACUGGACUUAGUACAUGGAGUGGUGUAAUACGUUCUUGCCACUGCAAGUGAAAUUCUGAACUUUCGAAGUAUUGCACCUUGAAGUUGUGCCUUCAGAGUUUUGGGCCAUGCUACCAGCAAAGCACAGCUGAAGUAAUGCCUAUGUACAAUGGGCAAGUGUGACUGUGCCCACCUAGGAAAAGAUUUUGGGGAGGGUUUUAAAAGUGCUGUUACUGGUCAAGUGACCACGUGUGAAUUUGUUCCUGUCUCUAUUUACUUGUUGCCUGCUGGACCUAAGAUGUGGGCAGCAGGAAUAACCUAGUCACAAGCUAGUCCGGACUGAUGUGAAAGAGGUUACACCUUCACUCUGUGCAAGCUAGAAUAAAAAGACCUCAUGGCACA
This is a messenger RNA of Rhipicephalus microplus (southern cattle tick), 3483 nucleotides long. RefSeq names its product putative E3 ubiquitin-protein ligase RNF144A-A. Lineage: Eukaryota; Metazoa; Arthropoda; Arachnida; Ixodida; Ixodidae. Gene Ontology annotation, biological process: protein ubiquitination. The record is from RefSeq and is a predicted model, not a curated record. Gene Ontology annotation, molecular function: ubiquitin-protein transferase activity; zinc ion binding.